AUGUCCUUCUUCACCCGUAAACUGUCCAAACAGGACUCAACGCCAACCCAUGAGAACAGGAAGUCAUCUGCCAUGGAUGAUCCCGAAUGGAAGUCAAUCCUCGACAUCAAACAUGAGGUUCUGAAAGCUUGGCGUCUUCCGGACAAGGGUCCCGCUAUCCCCGUGCCAGAUGAUCAAGUUGGAUUCUUUUUCAACGACCAAAAAUACGUUGUGUUGAAGACGUUCAACCACAACAGAAAAAUGGCCUACAAUCUUCACUUCUGGAUGGGUAAGGAAGCGGCAGCGAAGGCAAGUCCAGAUCCACCAGAGAAGGUAGCUCAAGUGAUGGCUCUUUUGGAUGGAAAAGUUGUACUUUUUCGCGAAAUUGAAGAAAACGAAUCACCUGUAUUUAUGAAGUACUUCCGGGACUUCGGAAUUUUCUCCGGUGGAGAUGGCGGAAUCUUUGACCCCGAAAACCCGCAGAACUAUCGUCGACGUCUUCUUCAUUUCCACCUGAUGAAGGACGGCAAGAGAGUUAAUGUCACCGAAGUACACAUCUCGAGGCAAUCUCUCGGAUCUGGCGACGUCUACAUCCUGGACGAGGGCACAAAAAUGAUCCAGUGGAAUGGAUCGCGUUGCGACGACGAGGAACGCAUAUCAGCAAGAAAAUACAUCGAAAAUGCCCUGAAACAGCGGAAAACCAAGUGCACAUCAGAAUUCUUCGACGAAGAAGAUUUACUAGAUGUUAACGAGCUGUACACAAAACUCGGCAACGCUCCUGUACCACCUCGCCAAGUUCGUCUAUCCAAGAAGACCUUCCAGAAGAAGAUGUUCAGACUGUCGGAUGAAACAAAGAAACUGGUGCUUAACCCGGUGUACACUGGAAAAGUCUACCGCAACGGAAUCAAUCCAGACGACGUAACCUUCUUGGAUACCCUCAGACUGCUCUACGUCUACAUUGGACCCGGCGCCAACGAGAACGAACGAAACUCAGCGUGGCCACAGGCAGAUAAAUACCUCAAGGAGGCCAACACGCCGUACAAAGCCAUCGCCGUUUUCACUGCUGGCAGCUACUGUCCUGGCUACGAUGAGGUCUGGGAUGAUCGCCAAGAAUAG
Mesocestoides corti is the source of this 1095-nucleotide messenger RNA. NCBI's taxonomy places the organism in Eukaryota, Metazoa, Platyhelminthes, Cestoda, Cyclophyllidea, Mesocestoididae. The record is from the annotation of a GenBank genome assembly.